This is a messenger RNA of Rhagoletis pomonella (apple maggot), 4201 nucleotides long. Its product is annotated as protein transport protein Sec24C-like. NCBI's taxonomy places the organism in Eukaryota, Metazoa, Arthropoda, Insecta, Diptera, Tephritidae. The transcript has 11 exons. Gene Ontology annotation, cellular component: COPII vesicle coat; endoplasmic reticulum exit site. Gene Ontology annotation, molecular function: SNARE binding; zinc ion binding. The record is from RefSeq and is a predicted model, not a curated record. Bases 365 to 3937 code for a protein of 1190 amino acids. Gene Ontology annotation, biological process: endoplasmic reticulum to Golgi vesicle-mediated transport; intracellular protein transport; COPII-coated vesicle cargo loading.
ACGUGGCAAACGUCAAACUGGCAACUGGCUCUGACGUGGAAGUGAUUUUUUCUUAAUUUCUUCGACGGGUUUGAAAGAAACUUUAGCGUUUAUAUAGUGGAAAAAUAGUUGAAAGUUACAUAAAACGCGAGUUGAGACCCUGUACUUUAGAGUACUUGUGGUUUUAAAAUAUUUUUUGCAAUAUAACAUAGCUGUAAUUGCAACAAAUUUACACACAUCCCAUACCAACAUAGUGCCGUGCUUUCUGUAGAAAGUUCAGUUUCUGCACCGACCGUCUCCACCUUCCGCGCAUUCUUGUUUUGUAUACUUGGCAAACAAAGGCAAAAACAAUUAAGCUAGAAAAGAUUUAAAAAAAUAGAAAAACAUGAAUCCGAACGUCUACGGAGCACCACCACAACAACCACAAUAUGCAACGGGCUGGCCGUCGGCUCCACAGCAGCCAACGCAACCAGGUGGAGUACCACCUCAAAUGAGAGCGCCGAGUGGUGGUGGCUACCCACCCAACAGCAUGCCACCAACAUCCGGAGCAUCCGUAUUGGGAGGUGUGCCCGGAACACAGCCACCGCAACAAAAUUAUGGACAAGGACAUCAACCAGGAGUACUAAAUGGCAAUUAUCAACAACAGUUAACGUCUUCAAUGAGUGGCCUCGCCAUGAACCCUUUAAAGCAACAAACACCAGUUCCUCCUCAAAACAAUACGCCAUAUGCAAACGCUAACAUACCCGGUGCGCCCAUAUCUGCGCCACCCACUAUUGCUGGCGCUCCAGAUGCACCACCAUUGACAAAUGGACCUCCAACUGGUGGGCAAUCGCAACAGCCAUUGCCAAGCAAUAAUAACAAUUUUCCUGCUGGGCCAUACGCUAACGGGCAAGCUUCAAAAACGCCACAGCCACAGGUGCCUCCUUCCAUGUAUUCCCCAGCACCAAAUGCAGCGACACCACCCAUGCAAUCUGUACCAGGUGGACCAAAUCAGAUGACUGUAAACACCGCAAGCUUACCAGGAUUGCCACACAUGCCGCCAGCUAAACCGAGUGCCGGCCCGCAAUUAUCUGGCCAACCACCAGUUGCUGCAGCGCCACCAACUUCAGCAGCUGGCGCUAUGCCACAAUAUCAGCCACCGGGCGCACAACAAAUGCCACCUAGGCCAGGUCAACUUCCACAACCUGGCAUCCCUCAGCCACAACCACAACCGGCUGUAUUACCAGGUCAACCAGGUUUGCCGCCUACAUCGGCGCCAGCAACGCUGCCACCUCAACCGGGCAUGCCACCGAUGCCUGGCUAUCCUUCACAAGCACAGCCGUUAGGUUAUCCGCCACUACCACAGCAACAGCAGCAGCAGCCACAGCAAGCGGGCUAUCCCGCACAGCCGCCACAACCUGGCUAUCCCGCGCAACCCGGACAACCUGGUUACCCGCCACAACCGCAGCAGCCGGGUUUCCCACCACAACAACCUGGCUAUCCUCCCCAACCGCCUAUGCAAGGUGGCUAUGCUGGGCAAAUGAUGCCACCAACACAACCCGGACAGCCGCCAAUGCCAGGACGUCCCGGUUUUAAUCAACCACCAGCACCGGGUAACAUGUAUCAACAGCCGCAACAGUAUCCUCAGGCUCAGCGCCGUCUCGAUCCCGAUCAGAUGCCAAAUCCAAUAAGCGUUAUUAUUGAAAACCAGCGUAAUGCUGGUGGCGCUUUUGUCACCAAUCAGCCAGGUCUUUUGCCGCCAUUGGUCACUACCAAAUAUGUGGUGCAGGAUCAGGGGAAUUCCUCGCCACGUUAUGUCAGAUCCUCUUUGUAUUGCAUCCCUGCUACGUCUGAUUUAUUGAAAACUACAGCUUUGCCAUUUACCCUGCUCGUCUCACCAAUGGCACGUACAGUGGAGGGUGAAUAUGAGCCCCCAAUUGUUAACUUCGGUGAAUUGGGACCAAUUAGAUGCAAUCGUUGCAAGGCAUACAUGUCACCAAAUAUGCAGUUUGUAGAUGCUGGACGACGUUUUCAAUGUCUUAUGUGCAAAGUAACCACAGAAGUGCCAACUGAAUAUUUCCAACAUUUGGAUCACACCGGACAACGUGUAGACAAGUAUGAACGUCCCGAAUUAGUAUUGGGUACCUACGAGUUUUUGGCUACGAAGGACUAUUGUCGCAAUAACACACCCCCGGAAAUACCUGCUUUCGUAUUCGUGAUUGAUGUUUCUUACAACACCAUCAAAUCGGGUUUAGUGCAUUUACUUUGUUCGCAGGUCAAGCAGAUAUUAAAACACCUAUCCGUUGAUCAGGGGCAGGAGAAAUCUAAAAUGCGUGUCGGUUUUAUUACCUACAACAGUACAGUGCACUUUUAUAAUAUAAAAAGUAGCUUGGCACAACCUCAAAUGAUGGUGGUUGGCGAUGUACAGGACAUGUUUAUGCCACUACUUGACGGCUUCCUUUGUCAUCCUGAAGAAUCCGAUGCUUUAAUCGAUGCUCUAAUGGAGCAAAUACCGAAAAUGUUUGUCGAUACAAAAGAGACCGAAACCGUGUUCUAUCCAGCUAUACAAGCCGGUCUGGAAGCACUGAAAGCUUCUAAUUGUGCUGGCAAAUUGUUAGUCUUCAAUUCGACACUUCCAAUUGCUGAAGGACGCGGAAAGUUAAAGAAUCGUGAUGAUCGUAAAUUGCUUGGUACUGAAAAGGAGAAAACUGUGCUUACGCCACAGUGUAAUUCUUACAAUGCAUUGGGGCAGGAGUGUGUACAGAAUGGAGUGUCGGUUGAUUUAUUCUUAUUUAAUAAUUCAUACAUUGAUAUUGCAACGGUGGGUCAAGUAUCACGACUCAGUGGCGGAGAGGUCUACAAGUACACCUACUUCCAAGCUGACCUGGAUGGCAAUCGUUUGAUUGAGGACAUCAUCAAGAACGUGUCACGCCCAAUUGCUUUUGAUGCUGUUAUGCGCGUGCGCACUUCAGCCGGCAUACGUCCAACUGAUUUCUAUGGUCACUUCUUUAUGACAAACACAACCGAUGUUGAAUUGGCUAGCAUAGACUGCAACAAGGCUAUUGCUAUUGAGAUUAAGCAUGAUGACAAAUUGCCUCCCGAGGAGAAUAUUUACUUACAAAUCGCUCUACUCUACACAUCGGUUAGUGGUCAGCGUCGCUUGCGUAUUUUGAAUUUAGCACUUCGUGCCACCACUACAAUUGCGGAGGUAUUCAAAUGCUGCGAUUUGGAUGCCAUGAUGUUGUUCUUUGCUAAACAAGCUUGCUUCAAAUUGCUCGAGCUCACACCGAAACAAGUCAAGGAUAAUCUCAUAAAUCGUUCAGCGCAAAUAUUGGCAUGCUAUCGAAAACAUUGCACUUCACCAACAUCAGCUGGUCAACUUAUACUGCCAGAGUGCCUGAAAUUGUUGCCGCUCUAUGUCUCUUGUUUGAUGAAAAAUGACGCCAUCUCUGGUGGUUCCGACAUGACGCUCGACGAUCGUUCUUACGUCAUGCAAUUUGUGAUGACCAUGGAUUUGAAUAUGUCUGUUAGCUACUUGUAUCCACGUUUCAUUCCAAUUCACAAUGUCGAUAUAGAUGACAACGAAUUGCCAAUGUCGAUACGUUGUACACACGAAAAGAUGAGCGAAGAUGGCGCCUACAUACUCGAAAACGGUGUGCAUCUCUUUGUUUGGCUGGGUCAAUCGUGUCCACAAAGCUUCAUACAACCGAUAUUCGGUGUGCAGUGCACACAGCAAGUGAAUGCAGAACGUUUUGCGAUUAUUGGUGAAACGCCAUUGGCUCAGCGUGUGCGCAACAUUAUCGAUACGAUUAUGAAGGAACGUACUAGGAACAUGAGGGUAACUUGCGUGCGACAAAACGAUAAACUGGAAUCGGUAUUCCGACAUUUCCUCAUUGAAGAUCGCGGCACAGACGGUUCACCCAGCUAUGUCGACUUCUUAUGUCACAUGCAUAAGGAGAUUAAAGAUUUAUUAAGUUAGCUUGUAGGUUUUGGAAAAAGUAGCAGCAACUGCAGCUGCAAUAUGUCGUCGCAAAGUGGGAAUAAAGAACAAACAACAACAACAACAACAAAGUACGCCACCACAGCGUCGCCUCUAUUGUGCCGUAGCUAUUCCCAGAAUCGAGCACGUUUGCAUAGGCUCUCGCGUAAAAGAUGGUAGAUGAUGCAUAAUUACACGUACAUACAUACAUACCUAUAUAAACAUACAUUCAAACAAAUAAAUAAUUUGAACGCAUACAAUAGA